This is a messenger RNA of Girardinichthys multiradiatus, 3882 nucleotides long. RefSeq names its product nardilysin b (N-arginine dibasic convertase) (gene nrd1b). Gene Ontology annotation, molecular function: metal ion binding; metalloendopeptidase activity. Bases 327 to 3581 code for a protein of 1084 amino acids. Gene Ontology annotation, biological process: proteolysis. The record is from RefSeq and is a predicted model, not a curated record. The transcript is spliced from 31 exons. NCBI's taxonomy places the organism in Eukaryota, Metazoa, Chordata, Actinopteri, Cyprinodontiformes, Goodeidae.
CUGCUCCUCAACGUUUGCUACCAGGUUCCUCCUCAUGUUCUGCCCUCUACACGCCCAUAUCCAACCAUAGAUGGUCGAUGCAGAGCACCUCAUGAAGGUCGACGUGUUUUCAAAGGAGCCAACUGACAAAUGUUAUUUCAUUGUUACCAACGGCAACGAGGGGAAAAGAGGCAAAAAUGGAGGUGUUGCUGAGUGAGGUGGAGAGUGGAGAACAUGGCAUGUCUGGUAGCCACAGUGUGGAGAACCCUGAUGACUGGCAUAUCAACACGAUACUGGACCCAGUUCAGCAGUGAAGGUCCAGGUUUCUCCCUCAGAACUCUGUGGAAAUGCCUCAAACCAACAAGUCCGUGAGCGGCGGCAGUGUACCAGGUCAGCUGGAUGUUCCGGAGCAGGGCGAGCCUCCGUCUCCACAGGAUGUGAGGCUGACUGCAGGAGAAGGAACGGUGGACAAGGAAGAGCAGGGAGACCCUGAGAUCAUCAAAUCUCCCAGUGAUCCCAAGAAAUACAGGUACAUUGAACUUAGCAAUGGACUCCGGGCGCUCCUCAUCUCCGACUUCAGCGGGACGGAUGGGCACUCCAAAGAUCAAAGGGAGCAGGGCGGAGCAGAUGGGAUGGAUGGAGAGGAUGAAGUACACUCUGAUGAGGGCUCUGAGGAGGAAGAGGAGAUUGAUGAGGAAGAAGAUCAGGACAGGGAUUUGAUCGAACUGGACAAAGAAAAGAUCAUGAAGAAGAGGAAGACCUCAGAGAAGCAGGCAGCAGCUGCUCUGUGCAUCGGCGUUGGGAGCUUCAGUGACCCAGAUGAUCUCCCUGGCCUCGCCCACUUCUUGGAGCACAUGGUCUUCAUGGGCAGUGAGAAGUACCCGGCAGAAAACGACUUUGACGCCUUCCUGAAGAAGCAUGGCGGGAGUGACAACGCCUCUACAGACUGUGAGAGAACCAUCUUCCAGUUUGAUGUCCACAAGAAGUAUUUCAGGGAAGCCCUGGACAGGUGGGCCCAGUUUUUCAUCUGUCCUCUGAUGAUUGAGGACGCUGUGGACCGAGAGGUGGAGGCCGUGGACAGCGAGUACCAGUUAGCCCGACCAUCUGACUCCCACCGCAAGGAGAUGCUGUUUGGAAGUCUGGCCAAACCAGGACAUCCCAUGGGCAAGUUCUGCUGGGGUAAUGCUCAGACGUUAAAGCACGAGCCAAGAGAGAAGCUGAUCAACACCUAUGAAAGGCUGCGAGACUUCUGGAGGAGAUAUUACUCUGCUCAUUACAUGACACUGGCUGUUCAAUCAAGAGAGUCGCUGGACACCCUGGAGGAGUGGGUGAGAGACAUCUUCAUCAAGAUACCCAACAACGGUGAACCCACACCCAACUUUUCCCAUCUCCAGCACCCGUUUGACACACCAGCCUUCCACAAACUCUACAGAGUGGUUCCUGUGAGGAAGGUCCAUGCUCUGACCAUCAGCUGGGCCGUACCACCGCAGGGGAAAAACUACAGAGUGAAGCCUCUUCAUUACAUCUCCUGGUUGAUCGGACAUGAGGGAGCUGGCAGCAUCCUGUCUCUGCUUAGGAAGAAGUGCUGGGCUCUGGCUCUGUUUGGGGGAAACAGUGAGACGGGCUUUGACCAGAACUCAACUUACUCCAUCUUCUCUGUCUCCAUCACUCUGACAGACCAGGGCUACCAGAACUUCUACCAGGUUGUCCACCUAGUGUUCCAGUACCUGAAGAUGCUGCAGACUCAGGGACCCCAGCAGAGGAUCUAUGAGGAAAUUCAGAAGAUUGAAGACAACGAGUUCCACUAUCAGGAGCAGACGGAUCCCAUUGAGUUUGUGGAGAACAUCUGUGAGAACAUGCAGCUGUUUCCCAAACAGGACUUCCUGACUGGAGAUCAGCUAAUGUUCCACUAUGACCCUCAGGUGAUUGAAACCGCCCUGUCUUUGCUGAUGCCGCUCAGAGCCAACCUGUUGCUGCUGUCUCCAGAGAACGAAGGCCAUUGCCCACUCAGAGAGAAGUGGUUCGGUACCAGCUACAACUAUGAGAACAUCCCAGAAGAGUGGGCACAGCGGUGGGAAUCAGACGUAAAGCUCAACCCGGACCUUCAUCUACCUGCAGAGAACCUUUUCAUUGCCACAGAUUUCAACCUGAAGACAUCCGACUCUCCAGACACAGAUUUUCCAGUCCGGAUCCUGAACCUGAGGCAAGGUGCUCUGUGGUACAAGAAGGACAACAAGUUCAAGAUCCCUAAAGCCUACAUUCGCUUCCACCUGAUCUCCCCCAUCAUCCAGGAGACACCUGACAAUCUGGUUCUGUUUGACCUCUUCAUCAACAUUCUGGCCCACAACCUGGCCGAGCUGGCCUACGAAGCUGAUGUGGCCCAGUUAGAGUACAAGCUCAUGGCUGGAGAGCAUGGACUAAUGAUCCGGCUGAAGGGUUUCAAUCACAAGCUGCCGCUGCUGCUAAAGCUAAUUGUGGAUCAGCUGAUGGACUUCAGCACCGAGCCCAGUGUCUUCAACAUGUUCAUGGAGCAGCUGAAGAAAACCUACUUUAACAUCCUCAUCAAGCAUGACAGACUGGGAAGGGACGUCCAGCUGCUGAUCCUGGAGCCCCACCGCUGGUCCGUCAUCCAGAAGUACCGGGCCCUGACUGAAGGUCUGAGCAUCCAGCAGUUGACAGCGUUUGUUGCAGCACUGAAGUCAGAGCUUUACGCUGAGGGCCUCGUCCAGGGGAACUUCACCAGUGCUGAGUCCAGGGAGUUCCUGCAGUACUUCACUAAGAAGCUGCAAUUCCAGCCUCUGGCUGCAGAGGUCCCCGUGCAGUUCCGGGUGGUGGAGCUGCCUCAGAAACAACAUCUGUGUAGAGUGAAGUCUCUGAACAAAGGAGACCCUAACUCUGAGGUCACCGUGUACUACCAGUCGGGCCUGAGGAAGCUCAGGGAACACGCUCUGAUGGAGCUGAUGGUGAUGCAUAUGGAGGAGCCAUGCUUCGACUUCCUGAGGACCAAGGAGACGCUGGGGUACCAGGUGUACCCAGCCUGCAGGAACACUUCAGGAGUUCUGGGGUUCUCUGUUACCGUGGAAACACAGGCCACAAAGUACAGCUCAGAGUUUGUGGAGCAGAAGAUCGAGGAGUUCCUGGUGACUUUUGGUGAGCGUCUGUCGUCUGUGAGCGAGGAGACCUUCCGGACCCAGGUGACGGCUCUCAUCAAGCUGAAGGAGUGUGAAGACGCCCACCUAGGGGAGGAGGUGGACCGGAACUGGUUUGAAGUGGUGACCCAGCAGUACGUCUUUGACAGACUAAACAGAGAGAUCGAGGUUCUGAAGGUCUUCACUCAGGAGGAGCUUAUCUCUUGGUUCCUGGAGCACCGUGGCAGCAGCAGCAGGAAGCUCAGUGUGCACGUGGUAGGUUUUGGGGUGGAGGAGAAUGACCUACCUGAUCAGAACCCCUGUGACUCCGCCUGCUCGGCUUACGGUCAAGUGAGCAAGCUGACCUUCCUGCCAGGCCUGGCGCCGGCGCUGCAGGACGCCACGCUGAUCACUAACAUCAGAGCUUUCACCUUGUCCCUCCCCCUCCACCCCUACCACAAAAUCAUUAGCUAGGCCCCUCCUCCUUUUUUCAUUUAGUAACAAUGGCAAGGGGUAUUUCUGUUUUUAUCUCUGUGACUGUAAUAAUGCUGCGUUCACUUCCUGUGGAAAAUCUGUAAAUAGAGCUCUGAGCUUCUGAUUGGUUCAACACUGAUCUGAGGCCAGUCUGUCAAGAAGCAGCCAAUAAGCUGAGAGGACAGAGGCAGGAAGUAAAGAUCAUAGUGAGAGGGGGGGUACUGAUGGUGAUUCCCAGGGGAAGUGAAGGCAGCACGAUGACUCAGGGCUCUGGUUUUAAAUAAAACAAGAAUCAUUUUAA